Aspergillus oryzae RIB40 is the source of this 651-nucleotide messenger RNA. RefSeq lists its product as uncharacterized. The coding region runs from base 1 to 651 and encodes 216 amino acids. The record is from RefSeq and is a predicted model, not a curated record. The transcript has a single exon. Lineage: Eukaryota; Fungi; Ascomycota; Eurotiomycetes; Eurotiales; Aspergillaceae.
AUGACGUUGCAUCGACCACAUAUACUUGCGAGUGCAGAAAGCCGAAAGGCUGCAUUGGAAGCGACACUGGCCACGUUAGAAUCACAGCAGCGAUUCUUCGGGCAAACGAGUGAACAUCACUACCCCUUGUUUGGGCUUGCGUUCUAUACUAUUGACGCGUCUAUCCUACUAUCUAUCAUCGUGGCAUCGUAUCCACCCCACGGUCACGAACCGAGACAAUACGUCUACCAUGUUCUGCAGCAAGCAAUCGAGCGACUAUCCUACGUACAACCCUACAAUCCAAUUGCCAGGUCAGGAUUGGGCAUCGUUCAGCGAUGUUAUGAAAAGUUGAAGGAAGCCUGUCACUCUCCUCCCAACACUUCUGCCACACCGUCAUCCUCAGUUGUAUCUCCUCGGUUCGAACUACAGAGUCUCCGUCAAGAAUUGAGUCAUCGGAAUAGUGUGCCAGCGAACGAUGUCCAGUCACCUCCAUCCCCUUCUAGUGGACCGGAAUAUCUUGAUCUAUUAGCACCUGCGCCUUCUAUGAUACCCGAUAGCUUCAGUGAGGCAUACUGGCUAGACCAGUUAAACCUCAUCCAACCAUCAUCAGCCAUUGGACAGGACCCCGACAUGUUUUGGGAUUCCUUGCUAUUUGAUCGCAAUAUCUUGUAG